CACAGAAAUGCAGCCUGCCGCUGGCAACGUCAACAACACAUCGUAUUCUAACCGCUGCACUGAGUACAACAGCCUUGCUUACAACCUCGAAACACAAGAACUCGAAUCCCUCUGUGACAAGUAAUCCAUCCCUUUCUUCAAUUUCAAUGAGACGGCAUCAUUCAAACAACCUGAAUUGCUCCGUUCAUUAAGGCCUGCCGGUGCGAUUUCUCGUAGAGUAAGCGGUACUCGUGCUGAAAACUUGAACUCUUCAGACAGCCAUGUCGGAUUCAUCCAAGAAUGGCGUAUUGGCCCUUUCCGGCUCGCUGAUGGGCUUGUCAACCAUCGCUGUCGGCCUCCGCUUUUGGGCGCGUAGGCGACAGAAAUUGCGCUUCUUAGCUGAUGAUUGGAUCGCUGGCCUCGCUCUGCUUUCAUACAUUGGAGCGUCGAUAUGUGUGUUCGUCAUGGUACAUAACGAGGUGCUGGGCUAUUCUAGCCAUGAUUUUACGUCCCAGCAGAUAGCCGCAAUGGGUAGAACGGAUAACGUGUCUGAAAUCACCCUCGACGUACUGACCAACAACACACUUGCCUGUGUCAAGCUCAGCGCGCUCUUCUUCUACCGGCGCAUCUUCUGCGCCACCGAGAAGCGGACCAUAUUCGGUACAGCAACUUGGGUUACCAUUGCCAUAGUGAUUCUAUGGCUUCUGUUUUUUCAGUUCCUGACAGGCUUUCAAUGCGGCACGCAUUUCUCGGCUCUCUGGGAUGGCUCUUAUCUCCAGUACUGCACUAUUUCGUUCCCGUUCUUGUACGGGCUUGUCAUAUCCGACUUCCUUUUGGAUGUCUGGAUCCUCGCUCUCCCGAUCCCCGGUAUCUUGCGUCUUCACACGACCUUACGGAGAAAACUGGGCAUUAUAGGCGUAUUUCUUUUGGCAUUGGUCGGUCUCGGUGCGUCAAUUGCCCGAAUGGUUCAGUAUAUCAAGGUCGAGCUGGGAGGUCCAGAUUAUCUGCUCUAUACCGACCGCGAACGCCUCAUUACCCAAUCCUUCUUCUAUACCAUGCUUGAGCCUGGAAUAGCGCUUAUUGCCGUAAACCUGCCGUCGCUACGGGUCUUCUCCAUCUCGCUCAAGGCUGGAGAAGUAAUACGCAGCGCGAGAAGCCUGCUGGAGUUGUACUUCUUGCGCGACAGCAGCACCGACAUCGUGCAGAACGCCUCGGAAGCCCCCACCACCAGUGGCAGCAGUGAAUACGGGAAAGCUGGGUCUUUCAGCUCCCGCCCCGACGAAAGAUCAAAUGUGCUGCAUAAAGCCUUUCCAGAGUCAUAACGUGGCCUCCUAAAAGAUUUCGAGGGACAAAGCCACAGAACGGCAAAAGCCGGACCUAGAGGGGCCUAAAAAAUAUCGGGGUGGCAUUUAGGUAGGGCUAAGCACGAUAAUUUCCAGUGAAGACGUUAGGCGCAGCGAGUAUGAGAGGAGCUCCUAGAGAAGAACUGAGAUAUGAUGAUGCGCGAGGGAAUGAACGGAACCGAUCGUCGGCGGAAAUAUAUUAUAGCAGUCCUGAAUAUCGGCAUCAAAAGCUGGAGCUGAACCCUGAGUGAAG
This is a messenger RNA of Durotheca rogersii, 1575 nucleotides long. RefSeq lists its product as uncharacterized. The transcript is spliced from 7 exons. The record is from RefSeq and is a predicted model, not a curated record. Lineage: Eukaryota; Fungi; Ascomycota; Sordariomycetes; Xylariales; Xylariaceae. The coding region runs from base 261 to 1301 and encodes 346 amino acids.